AUGUUCUUCACACAACCACCUCACCUGGCGAAGGCCGAGCAGCUCAAGCAAGAGCCUCCCAAGGGUACAGCGUACUCUGUUCCUAUUCCUGGCACUGAACAGCCUGGCCGCAGUCGGGUAUACCGAGCAUGGAAUGCGCAGAAGGAAUUGUUGACCACACUGGAUCCACAGGUCACCACUGCCCAUGACAUGUUCGAAUCGACCGCUAUCCGCCAGCCCAAGAACCACUGCCUCGGAUGGCGCCCGUUUAACCGCACGACGAAGACCUAUGAUGAAUAUUCUUGGCUCACUUAUGAGACUGUGCAGAAGAGACGCGCCGCGCUUGGUGCGGGUCUGGUGGAGCUCCACCACAAGCACAACUGCCAUCGCCCUGGGCAAUAUGGUGUUGGUCUCUGGUCUCAGAACCGACCUGAAUGGCAGAUCACUGAUCUUGCUUGCAUUUCUCAAUCCCUCUACUCUGUCUCCAUCUACGACGUCUUGGCCCCGGACGCUACCGAAUACAUCAUCAACCACGCCGAGCUGAACUGUGUUGUUACCUCUCUGCCUCACAUUCCCACCCUGCUCAAGCUCAAGGCUUCCCUCCCCAACUUGAAGAUUAUUGUCAGUUUGGACCCGCUGGAUGGCGGCGAGGAGAAUGGACACUCCAAGCGUGCGCUGCUUGAGUCUAUGGCUGCUGGUAUGGACCUCGCAAUUUACUCCAUGGACCAGGUGGAAGAGAUUGGCGCGGCUUCAAAGCGCGAAUACAACCCUCCCACUGCAGAUGAUAUCGUUACUAUCAACUAUACAUCCGGAACAACUGGACCCCCCAAGGGUGUGGUCCUGACACACCGCAGCGCGGUGGCUGCCACAUCCUGUGGUUUGGCCUUUAUUGGCCAGGCUCGAGGUGACACAAUGUGCUCUUACCUCCCAUUGGCCCACAUCUAUGCCCGUCUUGCAGAACAUACUGCUUUCUGGGGUGGUGCUCGAAUCGGCUACUUCCACGGAAAUGUCUUGGAGCUGGUUGACGACCUGAAGCUGCUUAAACCCACUGGCUUCAUGUCUGUUCCUCGUCUAUACAGCCGAUUCGGUACUGCUAUCCGUGCUGCCACAGUUGAGCAGCCUGGUUUCAAGGGUGCUAUGUCGCGACACAUUGUGGCGGCCAAGACCGCCAAUAUGAAGAACCCCGACCCCUCCAAGGCGACUAGCAAGCACGCCUUGUACGAUCGUAUCUGGGCCAAGAAGGUGGCUGCCGCUCUUGGUCUGGAGCGAGCCAAAUACAUGGUGUCCGGCUCCGCACCCCUCGACCCAACUCUGCACAACUUCCUGCGUAUUGCCACCGGUACCGAUGUUAUUCAGGGCUACGGUCUGACCGAGUCCUACGCCAUGGCCACCGCCCAGUCCCCUGAGGACUUGUCAUCCGGCAACUGUGGUCGUAUCGCACCCAGCAUGGAGGCAUGCCUGGUCUCCCUGCCCGACAUGGAAUACUCUGUGGACGACAAGCCCUUCCCCCGCGGUGAGCUCCUCCUCCGCGGCCACAACAACUUCCGCGAAUACUACAAGAACGAAGAAGAAACCUCCAAGGCCGUGACCGAGGACGGCUGGUUCCGCACCGGUGACGUCUGCACAGUCGAUGAGAGAGGCCGCUUCAUCAUCAUCGACCGCCGCAAGAACGUUCUCAAGCUCGCUCAGGGCGAGUACAUCUCCCCCGAGCGUCUGGAGGGAGUCAUCCUCUCCGAGCUCGGCUACAUUGGCCAGGCCUAUGUCCACGGCGACAGCAUGCAGACUUUCCUGGUCGGUAUUUUCGGCGUAUCCCCUGACAUGUUUGCUCCAUACGUCAGCAAGGUCCUAGGCAAGAACAUUGCCCCGACAGACCUUGACGCAAUCAAGGAAACUCUGAACGACGACAAGGUCCGUCGCGCUGUCCUCCGUGAUCUCGAGCGCAUGGCCAAGAAGCACAAAUUCGCCGGAUACGAGCGUGUCCGCAACGUCUCUCUCAAGCUUGAGCCCUUCACCGUUGAGAACAACCUCCUCACCCCAACUCUCAAGCUCAAGCGUCCCCCCGCUGUCAAGCUCUACCGUACACUCCUAGACGAGCUGUAUGCCCAGGCUCUCGAGGAGGAAUCCGCUCCCCGGGCUAAGCUGUAA
Molecule: messenger RNA, 2124 nt
Organism: Penicillium antarcticum
Lineage: Eukaryota; Fungi; Ascomycota; Eurotiomycetes; Eurotiales; Aspergillaceae
Product: putative AMP-binding enzyme
Exons: 4
Coding region: 1-2124 (707 amino acids)
Biological process (GO): long-chain fatty acid metabolic process
Cellular component (GO): membrane; endoplasmic reticulum
Molecular function (GO): long-chain fatty acid-CoA ligase activity
Source: RefSeq, a predicted model, not a curated record